Messenger RNA from Raphanus sativus (radish), 635 nucleotides. RefSeq names its product RNA polymerase II transcriptional coactivator KIWI. The transcript has 5 exons. Bases 129 to 440 code for a protein of 103 amino acids. NCBI's taxonomy places the organism in Eukaryota, Viridiplantae, Streptophyta, Magnoliopsida, Brassicales, Brassicaceae. Gene Ontology annotation, molecular function: transcription coactivator activity; DNA binding. Gene Ontology annotation, cellular component: transcription regulator complex; nucleus. Gene Ontology annotation, biological process: positive regulation of transcription initiation by RNA polymerase II. The record is from RefSeq and is a predicted model, not a curated record.
AAAUACGCGACCAAGAAACCUUGUCGUUUCACUUUCAUUCAGUCUCUGUAAAAAGAAUCUCAAGAGUCUAGGACAAGAGACCUUUCUCUACCGCUGCAGCGUAACGACCAGGUCAUUUGGUAGAGAACAUGUCGUGGAGAGGAAAACGAAAAGACAAUGAUGUCCGAGCAACAGAUGACGAAUCUGAAACCCACGCGCCGGCUAAGAAAGUCGCAAAGCCAGCCGACUCCUCCGACGAGGCUGACGACAUCGUCGUCUGCACUAUAUCUAAGAAUAGGAGAGUCUCUGUGAGGAACUGGAACGGCAAGAUUUGGAUUGACAUUCGUGAGUUCUAUGUCAAGGACGGCAAAACUCUUCCCGGCAAGAAAGCUAAAAUUAGUUUGUUCUGUCACGUGUUGACAUUGACAAAGUUUGUUAUAAUGUUGCAGGUAUCUCUCUAAGCGUCGAUCAGUGGAACACUCUCCGGGACCACGCAGGGGAUAUCGACAAGGCGCUCUCUGAUCUUUCUUAGCUUUAAAAGUUUGUAUAAUUAGUAGUAAAGUCUAGUAGAAGAUGAUGACUCAGUGUUUUUGAUGUUUUUUUGGAUCUUCUAAAGCUUUAUGACAUUGACAGAACACCAUGUUCUGCUUAUCGCU